CUAAAUGUCACACCCAACUGGAGGUCUGAGCACUCUUUAGGAAAAUUAAGUGUGCCAGAGCGACUAGCGGUGUGUCACCCGGUCCACCCUUAGAUGAUGCCACCGUCAUUGUUCAUUUGUAUGCCUUCCAGUGAAGAUCUGGGAUUUUGCAACACAUCAGAAUGCCUGCAGAGAGGCGGUCAAUAAGAGGCAGAUCUGCAGUAGGUCGCUUUCCAUCUGUCACUCUUGGAUUUGGGGAGGACACAGAGGAAGAAAAAGAAGAGCCAAAGGAAAACAAUGUUAAAAAAAGAAAUGCAUGCCAGGAGUGGCUGCGUAAGGUCUGCCCAUGCUGCUGUCCCAAGCAUGAUGAUGUCACAGACACUGAGGUCACAGGGGUUGAUGAGCCCAGUAAGGAGGACGGGGGAAACGGCGAGAAACCUGUGCCUGGUGACAAAGAGCUUGACGAAGUCCUUCUCAAAGUGAAGUCAAUAGACCUCCUGAAAAGCAAAUCAGGGGCAAAUCGCACAGAGCAUCACACUCAUCUCUACCAAAGUGAUAAUUUAAUCAUCCGCAGGGGGCAGAGUUUCGAGAUGUGGAUAACCUUAUCUCGACCUUUCAACCCCACCUCCGAUGAGCUUCAUCUCGACCUUAAAACAGGUCCACUGGCAGUAGUGGCAAAGGGAACUCAUGUAAUCAUCCCACUGGUGGCGAAGCUGGAGGGUGAUCGCUGGGAGGCUACUGUUGUGAAACAGGAGGACAAAAAGAUAAAACUGUUGGUGAAUUCUCCACCCACAGCUGUCAUUGGCCGAUAUCAACUCACAGUGGAAACAAAUAAUCAAAAUGGCUCAGCCAGUUCCACACAUGACCCUGCCAAUGACAUCUACAUAUUAUUUAACCCCUGGUGUCAAGAUGACAUUGUGUACAUGGAUUCUGAAGAUGAAAGGCAAGAGUACAUCCUAAAUGACACUGGACGAAUCUACUAUGGCACAAAGGAUCAAAUUGGAGCAAGGACAUGGAACUACGGACAGUUUAAUGACGGGAUUCUGGCUGUCUGCCUCUUUGUCAUGGAAAAGAGUGGAACUUCUCCAUCUGGUUGGGGCGACCCAAUUAAUGUGGUGCGAAUCAUCUCAGCAAUGGUAAACUCCCCUGAUGACCAAGGUGUUUUGGAGGGAAACUGGUCAGGAGAUUAUUCAAAUGGAACUUCUCCAACAGUGUGGAGUGGAAGUGUAGAAAUCCUCAAGGAAUACCACAAAAAGAAUGGAACACCUGUUAAAUAUGGCCAGUGCUGGGUCUUUGCUGGUGUAGUCACUACAGUUUUACGGUGUUUAGGCGUUCCCACCCGAACUGUGACCAACUUCAGCUCAGCACAUGACACAGAUGUUUCAUUGACAACAGAUGUGUACCUGGACGAGAACCUGGAGCCUAUAGAGUACCUCAAUGUAGACUCAAUCUGGAACUUCCAUGUGUGGAAUGACUGCUGGAUGGCUCGUGAGGACUUACCUCCUGGCAACGGAGGAUGGCAGGCUGUCGACGCCACGCCUCAAGAGACCAGCCAGGGCACCUAUUGCUGUGGCCCUGCUUCUCUCGCCGCUGUGCGCUAUGGUCAGGUCUUCCUGAAACAUGACACUUCUUUUGUGUUUGCUGAGGUGAACAGUGAUAAAAUAUACUGGCAGAAGAAUGCAGAUGGGACCUUCAGUCAAAUAUACAGUGAGAAAAAGAUUGUGGGCGUCUCCAUCAGCACCAAAGCAGUUGGCUCUGAUGAACGCAGUGAUAUCACCCACCUUUACAAACAUCCUGAAGGCUCAGAUGAGGAACGCAUUGCUGUGGAAACAGCAUGUAGCUAUGGCUCCAAAGCAAAAGCUUAUUCAUCUCCUACAGCAGAGGAUGUCUCUUUAGAAGUUACACUAGAUGGUGAAGGUCCUAAAAUGGGAAAAGAUGCAGAGCUGAUGAUCACGUUGAAAAACAGCAGUUCACAGCAACGCAGUGUCAGUCUGCACAGCCAGGUGUCAGUCAUGUAUUACACCGGUGUCCACAAAGCUACAGUCAGAACUGACACGACAGAUAUAGAAGUACUUCCCAAUGAGGAAAAGAUUCUGGAGUGGACCCUGGAAUACAAAGAUUACAAGGACAAACUGAUGGAUCAGGCUGCCCUGAUGCUAACGGUAUCAGGCAGGGUCAAAGAAACACAGCAGAUCCUUGCUACUCAGUUCAGUUUCCGACUCAGAACACCAGACCUCAUCAUAAAGCCACUGGGGAAGGCUGUGGUAGGAGAGAAGAUGUCAGUAGAGAUUUCAUUUACUAAUCCACUGCCACAAGUGCUGAAAGCAGUGGUAUUCCACGUGGAAGGACUUGGCCUUCUGACUGCUCGAAAGAUAAAUUAUGGAGAUAUUGGCAGCCAUGCUUCUGUGUCUCUCACUGAGCAGUUCAUCCCCACCCUUUCUGGAACGAGAAAAUUACUAGCUUCACUGGACUGUAAGCAGCUCACGCAGGUUCAUGGUGUGAGUGACAUCACUGUGGAGGAGAAAAGCAACGCCUCUCUAUAGUGAUUAGAAAAUAGAGCCACUUUGAGACUGAAUGCUGACAGUUAUUUCCUCUAUAUAGGCACUGAUUGUGUCUUUUUUUCUGCUUUUUGCCUUCUAUGUGAUAAGCCAGUAUUUAUUUUCACAAAACACAGUGCUGAUUUAUUUUUGCAGUAGAGUAUUGAAAUUACUUAUAACCACAUAACCAUAACCAUAAAAUAUUUGAUAACAUGGUAGCAUUUAUGGGCUGUUACAGAGAAUAGACUGUUUCUACAAUAUGAAAACCAGUAUUAAACUGCAUAAAAAUUUCUUUACAUCUUAAUGUGCAAACUCUUGCAACAUGCUUCUGCAAUAUAGUGAACAAAGCAGCAUCCAUAAAACCUCUUUGGAACAUGUUUGCUCUUGCAAAGGUGUCCCUGAGGAACCAGAAUAAAGUAAGUAAAGUAAGUAAGUAAAAUUUAUUUAUAUAGCACUUUUUAAGACAAAAAGCUGUUACAAAGUGCUUCACAUGGGAAUGAAGGCAUGUCAAACAAACAAUAUAGCAGUAUAGAAGCAUAUCAAACAAAGCAAUAGUACAGUAUAAAUAUAGAAUAAAACAACAUAUUUCACACGAACAUUACCCAAAUGCCUGUCUAAAGUUUUUAUCAUGACUUUGUAUGACAUCUUAUGUAAGCAUUGUAAAUGUCAUCAUUAUGCUCUGACACCCGAUCAAGCACUAUAGCUAGCACUGACAUGUAUUGAUGUAUUGAACUAAACUGACAAUUACUCACAUUUCCUGAUUUUGUAUGCUUCUAGACUUGCAAAAAAAAAAAGAAAAAAGUAUUGAACAUUAUUCUAAACCAACCAGUGCAAUAGAGACAUAAUCGACACACCACAUAGGCACCUCAUGUUUUCUUGGAAUAUGCAAGAAAGUAUGUGGUUACUAUGAUUAGGAAACAGUCUGGGGACCCACAGUAGAUGCUGAAGUUGGACCAUCUGCCGACUUUAAUGGAAGAGAUGUGCUUAUGUAAAUACUGGCUUAAUAUUUAUGUCUUUGAUUCUAUUUUCAUAUAUAUGAAUUAUUUAUUUUUUAUUUUGUUUAUUAUGUAAUGCCAAAAGAACCAUUUAAAUAUCAAAUCAUGGCUUAAAUGCUAUUGUAUUAAUAAAAUGCCACUUAUUAAAAUUAUG
This is a messenger RNA of Oreochromis aureus, 3665 nucleotides long. RefSeq names its product protein-glutamine gamma-glutamyltransferase K. Bases 162 to 2522 code for a protein of 786 amino acids. The transcript has 15 exons. The record is from RefSeq and is a predicted model, not a curated record. NCBI's taxonomy places the organism in Eukaryota, Metazoa, Chordata, Actinopteri, Cichliformes, Cichlidae. Gene Ontology annotation, biological process: peptide cross-linking. Gene Ontology annotation, molecular function: protein-glutamine gamma-glutamyltransferase activity.